Messenger RNA from Olea europaea var. sylvestris, 966 nucleotides. RefSeq names its product NAC domain-containing protein 35. Gene Ontology annotation, biological process: regulation of DNA-templated transcription. Bases 50 to 811 code for a protein of 253 amino acids. Gene Ontology annotation, molecular function: DNA binding. The record is from RefSeq and is a predicted model, not a curated record. The transcript has 2 exons. Lineage: Eukaryota; Viridiplantae; Streptophyta; Magnoliopsida; Lamiales; Oleaceae.
UUUGCAUGCCUUAAUACAACAGCAACAAACAAUUUCUGAAAAACUUACAAUGCCAAUGGAUGAAUCAACCUCGGAGCUUAAGUUGCCAGGUUUCAGAUUUCAUCCUACUGAGGAAGAACUCCUCAGUUUCUACCUUAAAAACAUGGUCUCGGGGAAGAAAUUGCGCAGCGCUGAUAUCAUAGGUUAUCUUAAUAUUUACCGUCACGCUCCUUGGGAUUUGCCAGGGCUGGCGAAAAUUGGGGAGAGAGAAUGGUACUUCUUUGUGCCAAGAGACAAGAAACAUGGGAGUGGAGGGAGGCCUAACAGGACAACUCAAAAUGGGUUUUGGAAGGCAACAGGCUCUGAUCGGAAAAUACUAAGCAUUUCUGAUCCAAAAAGAAUGUUGGGUCUGAAGAAGACACUCGUGUUUUACGAGGGGAGAGCGCCUCGAGGACAAAAGACUGAUUGGAUCAUGAACGAAUAUCGAUUACCAGAUACAUCUGACAUCGUACUGUGCAAAAUUUAUAGGAAGGCAACCUCUUUGAAGAUGAUGGAGCAGAGGGCUGCAGCAAUGGAACAUCAACAAGUAAAGACAGUUCCAACCAUGUCAUCCAUGGAAUCCAUGUUAGAGGGUGAAUAUAGUGAUGCAUCUGAGGAAAGUUUAACGAAGAUUUCGACUAACAGUAUAAUGUUGCCAAGUAGUAAACCGAAAAUGGAGGAUCUCCAAUUACCCAAAUUGAGCAUGGACUGGAAUCAAGACUCUUUCUGGACACAAUUUCGUAGCCCUUGGCUUGACAAUUUCACACCUUUGGCCAAUUUAUUGAAUUUCUGAAUGUCUCUUGUUCAAAGCUAGUAAUAAAUUUGCUUACCAUUUCGAAAAACUGUGAAUUAUUCGGUUUUCCUGGAAGCUUGACAUCAAUGAUGUAAAAUGCUCACUAUUUCAUAUUUUUCUAUAAAAGUACGAUUCUCUGUUUCAAUUUGAUGAAA